Prunus persica (peach) is the source of this 1624-nucleotide messenger RNA. RefSeq lists its product as uncharacterized. Bases 292 to 1386 code for a protein of 364 amino acids. The record is from RefSeq and is a predicted model, not a curated record. NCBI's taxonomy places the organism in Eukaryota, Viridiplantae, Streptophyta, Magnoliopsida, Rosales, Rosaceae. The transcript has 2 exons.
AAUCACAGUCAACGCCAAUCAAAGCUUGAUUUGUGGAUCGAAUCUCAGUGAAUAAAUCAAACUGUAAUUGCUGUAAUUAGGUCCUAAAGUUUAGAUGUUUGUCUGACAGUUUACCUCUUUUAGACUAGACGUACUCCUUUAUAACCAUGUAUAUGAGUUGUACAGACACACAAGAAAAUACAGAGAAACCUUUCUCAUUCUUUUCUCCAUUAUCAGUUUCUUUAUGGUAUCAGAGCACCAUCCUGGUGCCUGAUAUUGCUCACUUUGCUUCCGCCAAUAUCAUUGACCACCAUGACUGAAACUUUAUCAGAGAAGAAGUUGACAGAGGUUAUGGAUUUCAACGAUCCCUAUUAUAUUCACCCUUCAGAUCACACUGGGCACGCUAUCGUCACUCGACCUUUGGAGGGUGACAACUAUGCGACGUGGAGUCGCGCCAUGAUAAUGUCUCUGGAAGCUAAGAAUAAGCUUGGCUUUGUCGAUGGCACAAUCAAAGCACCUUCAGCGAAGGAUCCUAAAUAUGGAGCUUGGAGAAGAUGCAAUCAAAUCGUGAAGUCGUGGAUCCUCAAUUCAAUUAGCCCAACCUUAACCAAUACGGUGAUCUUUUCCGACACAGCCGCUGAAGUCUGGGCAGAUCUCAAUGAACGGUUCUCACAAGGGAAUUUUUCUCGUAUUUUUGAACUCAAACGAGGGAUCGUUGAGCACCGUCAACAACAACAGUCCAUAGCUGUCUACUAUACAACGCUCAAAUCCUUUUGGGACGAACUGGGAUCGUACAACGAUCCACCUUCAUGUAACUGCGCAGGUUUGAAGCAGAUUGCUGAAAGGGAAGAGCAGGAGCAGAUCCUCCAAUUCCUCAUGGGGUUGAAUGACACAUAUUCUGCCAUUCGUGGACAAAUCCUUUUGAUGCAGCCACUUCCCAAUAUUAGAAAAAUCUACUCACUCUUACUCCAAGAAGAAAAACAGAGGCAGCUUGCUGAUGCUCGUGACGGCCCUAUUCAUGCCAUGAACGUGAAGAAAAGCACAAAGAACACAGAGAAUAGGCAACCUGCAAAAUCACAAGACAACAAAGGGAAAUCCUUGUAUUGCACACACUGUGAAGGUGAUACACACACAGUUGAUCGCUGCUACUACAUCAUCGGCUUUCCUCCAGGGCACAAGUUCCAUGGCAAAGCAGUCAAGCCACCAAACAGGAACAAACGCUUCACAGCCAAUAAUGCUCACGGCACGACCAAACCCACCACUGCAGAGAAUGCACAUCAGAACUUUCCUCAAUUCACAGAGGAGGAGUACAAUCAGAUAAGGGCCUUACUCGGUAAAACCCAAUUUUGUGGAAAUGUAACAGGACCUGAAAACGAUGAAGGUGAUUGGCCUGGGGAAGGAGCAUAAUGGUCUCUACUACCUGUCCAAAAACACAGCCAUCAAGCCACCACCAGAAAUUCGAGCCAACACCACCUCUACCAUUCCAGAUUUAUGGCACUGCCGCCUAGGACACCCUUCUACUGCACCAUUACAAUUUUUAUCCAAGAUAGUUCCUAAUAUUUCUUUUCAUCCUAAUAAGCAUUGUGAAAUUUGCCCCAUGGCAAAACAAACUAGAUUGCCUUUCAAUUUAAGUUCAAUUUCAUCA